Messenger RNA from Leptinotarsa decemlineata (Colorado potato beetle), 905 nucleotides. RefSeq lists its product as uncharacterized. The record is from RefSeq and is a predicted model, not a curated record. NCBI's taxonomy places the organism in Eukaryota, Metazoa, Arthropoda, Insecta, Coleoptera, Chrysomelidae.
UAAAGAGGGAGGUCUGGCGAAUAGCGAAUUGUCUUGCUGUCUCCAAAAUGGCUUCUUGUUUCCUGUAGGAUAACUAUUCGUUGAAAAAGUGGACUUCAGUGAAAUAAGCUCAAAUAUGUGACGUUCUUGAUCCCAGUUUCACAAAUAGGCGACUCAAUAAUCGAUUGAAAUGCCCGCCAAUCAUAACCUGGUGGUUCCAUUCAUGAUUUAUAUGUAACUCAACUAAUUUGAAAACCAGUAUCAAUAGUCACUGCCCUAGCACAAUGACAACAAUGAUGUACCCCACGCUAAUGAAGUCCCAGAGCAUGCGAGCUAAGAGAAAAUCCGCAGUUGAGCUCCUGGCUGAAAGUAAACCAUUCUACGUGAAGUCCGAGGUGGUCAGAGACACGACUCAAGCAAUUCCUUCCCGGCCCAAUUCGAAUUUUGGUGGUUAUGGAACUUACAAUCGAAGUAAAUCUGUGAAUGUUGCUGGACAUGGAUCCAACUACAGACCUACAACUUUGCCUCACUACAUGGCCGUCUCGCCUUCAAGGUCUCUACCGCCCUUAACGCACAGACGUUCAGUACAUUCUGCCACUAGCGACUUGCUGCAAAAUAAACUGAGACAGUUGCUGGUUUGCGACAGCGCAGAAGAGCUGUGCGUGGAGCAAAUGGCCCCGCUCAGUCCUCCGGCAGAGUACGCACAACGUUGCCACAAAAGCCUUCCGGAUCUUCAUUGCAGAGAGCCGAGUUCGAAUAAGAGUAGCAACAAGAGCUUGUCUAAUAGGGACAGCGGGGGCUCGAGUGGACACUAUACCCAGAGGAGUGAACCGCCACCACCUCCAAGACAGGUGAGUUCUGGAAAUAUAAAGUUAUUUUCAUUGAUUUCAGGCUUAAUUUGGUCUCUGGUGGAAACAGAUACUUAG